UAUAGACUGAAGAGAGAAAUCAAAGGGGUGGAGGAGAGAGAGAAAAAAAAAAAAACACAUCACACUGAAACAGAAACAAAUUCAAAUUAGUAUGGAUCAUAACUUACGUUGUUUUGGGACUACACCCAAAACUCAUUUUCUGUUAUCACUUUCUCUGCUUCUCUUCAUCAUCUUCUUCUUCAGCUUUGCCAACGCAGCCUUCGACCUUGCAACCAUACCCUUCGACGAUGGCUAUUCUCCGCUCUUCGGAGAUAGCAACGUUGUUCGCUCCUCCGAUGGCAACGGCGUUCGACUCCUCCUCGAUCGUUUCACAGGUUCUGGUUUCAUUUCCUCAAGUAUGCACAAAUAUGGAUUCUUCAGCGCGAAUAUCAAGUUGCCAUCGAAUUAUACUGCUGGUAUUUGCGUGGCCUUUUAUACAUCAAACGGUGAUGUGUUCGAGAAGUCACACGAUGAGUUGGACUUUGAAUUCUUAGGUAACAUCGCCGGAAAACCAUGGCGGUUUCAGACAAACUUGUACGGCAACGGAAGCACCCACCGUGGCCGUGAGGAGCGGUACCGUCUCUGGUUCGACCCAACCAAACAAUACCACAGAUACAGCAUCCUUUGGACUGCCAAGAACGUUAUAUUUUACAUUGAUGAAGUUCCAAUUAGAGAGGUGUUACGAAGUGAGGAAAUGGGAGCUGAGUAUCCAUCCAAACCAAUGUCAUUGUACGCCACAAUAUGGGAUGCAUCAAAUUGGGCCACAUCAGGUGGAAAAUACAAAGUGAACUAUAAGUAUGCACCUUUUGUAACAGAGUACAAGGACCUAGUCCUUAAGGGUUGCUCCGUCGAUCCAAUACAAGAAAUCUCCGGCAUGGAGGUUUGCUCCGACCAACACGCCGAGCUUGAAGCUCAAGACUAUGCUGCCGUGACCCCCUUGCGCCGCCUCGCCAUGCGUCGGUUCCGCCAGCGUUACAUGUACUAUUCCUAUUGCUAUGAUACGUUAAGGUACCCUGUGCCACCACCCGAGUGUGUUAUAAUACCCUCGGAGAAACAAAGGUUUAAAGAGACCGGAAGGUUGAAAUUUGGCGGCAGCCACAGACGGCACUCUAGGCGGCGGGGCCGUACUACAACUCCGGUGGAUGAUACUGAUCAGGGUGAUAUGUGAUGAUUGAUGAGAUAUGUAAAUAAUAGUGUCAAUUUUAUGGCUUUAUUUGAGGCUUUUUGACUUUAAUUAUUUGACAGGCAUAAAUGAAUAAUGUGAUUAUACCAGGUCGUCUUCUUUUUCUUCUUCUUUUUUAAUGUGUUUUUGGUGUUAUGCUUCUGUUUCUUAGUGUGCUAUUUCAGUAGGUGGAAUAUAUAUCUGAAUGAGUGCACUAAAGAAUAUAUCCUCAUAUUGGUGUUGAUAGUUAAUAAUUCGAAGGAUAUUGUAA
Gastrolobium bilobum is the source of this 1412-nucleotide messenger RNA. RefSeq names its product probable xyloglucan endotransglucosylase/hydrolase protein 30. Bases 92 to 1147 code for a protein of 351 amino acids. Gene Ontology annotation, cellular component: cell wall; apoplast. Gene Ontology annotation, biological process: cell wall biogenesis; xyloglucan metabolic process. The transcript is spliced from 4 exons. The record is from RefSeq and is a predicted model, not a curated record. Gene Ontology annotation, molecular function: hydrolase activity, hydrolyzing O-glycosyl compounds; xyloglucan:xyloglucosyl transferase activity. Lineage: Eukaryota; Viridiplantae; Streptophyta; Magnoliopsida; Fabales; Fabaceae.